GGCUCGUUCCGGGGGGCUGCCUGCUGUAGUAAUGGAGGGGGUCACAGUCGGCCAGGUAUUCGAUGCGGAAUGCAUCCUCAGCAAACGGCCGAGAAAGGGAAAGGCUGAGUAUCUGGUGAAGUGGAGGGGGUGGUCGUCCAAACACAACAGCUGGGAGCCGGAGGAGAACAUCCUGGACCCGAGGCUGCUGGCAGCGUUCCACAAGAGAGAACAAGAGCGGGAGCUUCUGUUCCAGAAGAAAGGGAAGCGGCCGAGAGGAAGACCGAGGAAGAUUCUGCAGCCCGAGCCAGCCGCCACGAAAGACAGCCGCUCCUCUUCCUCCUCGUCCUCCGGCCUUUCGUCGUCUGCCUCCUCCUCUUCCUCGGAGGACGAGGAGCGCAGUCCGAAGGUGAAGCCUCGAGUCCCCUCCGCCCCCCAGAAGAGGCCCCAGAUGGUGCUCGCCAAGCCGGACCCUCCCUGCAAGAAGAAGCGCGGCAGGAAGCCGCUGCACCCGGACCUGAGGGCGCUGAGACAGGCGAAGAGCAGACCUCCUCCUUCUCCUUCCAUUUCCCCUUCUCCUUCUCCUCUUCCUCCUCCUUCCCCUCCUCCUCCUCGCCACCACCAGGUGCUCAGACCACCCAGGGAGGACCCUCGCCCUGGUGUGAAGAAACCUCUACAGCCUGCCAGCUUCACCUACACGGGUCUGAGCCGGGCCUCCAGGGAGGAGGCCUUCCCCGCCUCCCACACCUCCUCCAGCUCCUUCUCCCAGACCGCCGCCUCCAAAACCGGAUCCCUCAGCUGCAUCUGGACCAGUCGCUCCAUGUCGCCGUCCUCCUACAGCAAGAACUCUCUGUCCGAGCUGAAGCGCUCCGUCUCAGAAGCAGGAAGCGGCAGAGCGGACGGGUACAAAGCGGUGAAACCCGGCGGCGGUUCGGGGUCGUCGGGUUUGCACGGCGGCUUCGGCGGCCCGGCGGUUCAGCGCUCCCCGCUGGGCCAGAGGAGGCAGGAGGGCGCCGGCUCGGUCCAACACAAGCAGCAGAGCCUCCCCAAAGCGACGUCCUCGCCGACGCCGCGAGACCGAGCCAACCAGGCGCUGAACCUCCGAGCUCUCAACCUGCAGAGCGUCAGCCGGCCGCCGGGUGGAGCCGCCGGCCUGCUGGGGAACAGCGCCGGAGCGCCGGCGAGGUCGAGCUUGAGGAGUGGCGGCCACGUCACGAAAGGAGGAGUGGCCAGCGGCAAAGAGACUCGGACCUCGGCGGGCCAGCGGUCCGGUCUGGUGGCCGGCGGAGAGCGGGGGAAGGAGGCGACCGCGAAGACCGCGAAGACCACGAAGACCACGGGAACCGGCGGCGGGAGACACGAGGAGAGGAAACACGCGCUCGCCUCCCAGAACCGGAGCCUGAACGAACUUAGCACCGGAGACUCCGACGAGACCAGCAGCAGCGAAUCGGAGCCGGACGACGUGGCGCCGUAUCCCACCGGCAGCCGGCCCGGACUCCUCGGAGGCGGCGGCGCCGGCGAUGCCGCCGGGUCCGACGCAGAGUCGGACUGGCGGCCGGCCCGGAGCCUCCUGGAGCACGUGUUCGUCACCGACGUCACGGCCAACUUCAUCACGGUGACGGUGAAGGAGUCGCCGACCAGCGUCGGGUUCUUCAACUCGAGGAACCACUGACAGGUUCGGUCAGCUGGUCCGCUCUCAGGGUUCUCUCUCAGAGCUCCGCGAGGGUCCGGUUUCCCGACCCGGAUCCCGGGAACUCCGAUCCAUCAUUUCGUGUUCACACCCAGUUCAAGUGGUUCUGUUGUGGAACCAACACAUACACUCCACUGCUGCGGAGACGACGUGCACUUAAGAACCCGCAGAUUGAGAACCUAGGAGAACCUAGGAGAACAUCUGGCGCCGAGACCUCAACGGGCCGCUUGGAACCAAAAACACGUUAAAUUGUAACUUUUUGAACGGAUGUUGAACUGUCAAGUCGAUACAUUAAAGGUCAAAGUCUUCAUUCACCAGGUGGUGAAGAACAUGAAGGUGAUGAAGAACAUGAAGGUGAUGAAGAAGAACAUGAAGGUGAUGAAGAACAUGAAGGUGAUGAAGAAGAACAUGAAGGUGAUG
Messenger RNA from Cyclopterus lumpus (lumpfish), 2089 nucleotides. Its product is annotated as chromobox protein homolog 2-like. The record is from RefSeq and is a predicted model, not a curated record. NCBI's taxonomy places the organism in Eukaryota, Metazoa, Chordata, Actinopteri, Perciformes, Cyclopteridae. Bases 32 to 1651 code for a protein of 539 amino acids. Gene Ontology annotation, biological process: negative regulation of transcription by RNA polymerase II. The transcript has 5 exons. Gene Ontology annotation, cellular component: PRC1 complex; heterochromatin.